Molecule: messenger RNA, 4526 nt
Organism: Dromaius novaehollandiae (emu)
Lineage: Eukaryota; Metazoa; Chordata; Aves; Casuariiformes; Dromaiidae
Gene: FANCA
Product: FA complementation group A
Exons: 43
Coding region: 32-4324 (1430 amino acids)
Biological process (GO): regulation of regulatory T cell differentiation; interstrand cross-link repair
Cellular component (GO): Fanconi anaemia nuclear complex
Source: RefSeq, a predicted model, not a curated record
GUUUGUUUGGCGGGAAGCGGGAGGGGCCGCCAUGAUGGCGGGCGCGGGCGGGCCGGGCGGGAGGAGGCUGCGGGAGCUGCUGGGGAGAGCCAGGAAACGAAAAAGCGCCUUUGGGAGCGGAGCAGAGCUCCAAGAAGCUGCUCUUCACCUUCUGGAUCGCCAUCUGAACCUGAACGACCUCCUCCUGGAGGUGGAAGAUUCAGUCAAGCCAGCUGAAGACAGUGGCAUAGAGCACCGGAAAGUACUGUCAGAAUCAUUCAUAGCCUCUGUUCUGCAGGAACAGGCCUCAAGAUUGGGUGUACCCACAGCAAUCUUGGCAGCCAAAAAUGCUGUUACCAACAUCGAGCAGAUCUGCCAGGCUUCCACAAGCUCCUCUCAAGCACCGCUGCUGAACUUGGAACAGAGAAAAAGGUUGUCAUGCUUGCUUCUAACGGUCAAGGAUUUGUUGGCGAACAAUGUGUUCUGUCGCUCGCUAUUCUGUCAAGAAAUGUGGAAAAUGAAGACCCCUCCACUUCUGGAAGUUGUGUGGCAGCUGCACAGAGGCAGCAUCGUUGGACUGGAAGAACUGCUGGAGAGCAACCCAGACAUUCCUGCUGUGGUGGAGUGGCUGUGCAGCAGCCUUUGUGGCCUUUGUGAGCAGACAGAAGAGUCCUCCCAGGAUGUGGAGCGUUCUGGGCACAUUCUCACAGACUUUGUGAUCAUGUUUCUUCAGAAUGGCUUUCAGCAAACUUCGGAACUGGGAAGGAAGUUGGAAUUCAAGAAGGUCCCCCAUAUCUGUCAUGCUGUUUUACAAAGAAUGUUGACAUGGGUGCUCGAUGCUGUUGGUAAAGAGAAGCAGGAAGAUGUUUCCAAGUUGCAAGCUAUGGGGUGCUGGCUAAAUGUGUUCAAUGUGACAAUGUAUAAAAAUGCAGUUCAUCCUGAUUCCCUGCAGCAGUUUUUUAGACACACGCUGACUGAGGUUCUCACCUACAACCCUCUGUUGAAAGUGUCUGAUGCCAUCCAUAUGCAGAGAGAGUGGACCUUUACAAGAACUUGCUCACUGCUUACUACCUUAUAUCGCAAACUGUUUGUGGCAUUCAGUGCAAAGGAGUCGAUCUGCCAGCUGCAGCAAGUUCUGGAGGCUCAUGAAGUGAACUGGCAGCAUGUGCUCUCCUGUGUUUCCACACUGGUAAUCUGCCAGGCUGAAGCAGCGCAGCUGUUCAAAGAUCUACUGAGUUGUCUGCUGAUAAAGGCCUUUGAAAAUUAUGAUAUGGAAAAUAUGAUCACUGCAUUCCUGAUAGCUCGUCAGGCUGCUCUAGAGGGCCCUGCUGUGUUCAUGCCUUACUCUGAAUGGUUUAAGGCUUCCUUUGGGAAUGCUGGGGGUCAUCAUGGGAGCAGUAAGAAGGCGCUGGUCUUCCUUUUUGAGUUCCUGUCAGAGCUGGUACCCUUUGAAGCAGCCCCAUACUUGAAGGUCCAUAUAAUGUACCCCCCUUUUGUGCCAACAAAACAUCGGUCUAUCCUCUUGGAGUACAUCACUCUGGCUAAAACCAGACUGGCUGACCUCAAGGUUGCUAUAGAAGACAUGGGGCUCUAUGAAGAUUUAUCUUCCACAGAUGAAUCUGUGCAGCCCCAGGGCCAGGCACUCCGUGAUGUUGAAAAGGCCAUUCAGAUAUUUGAAAACACGAGGAAGAUCCCAACGUCUGUAAUAGAAGCCAGUAUUUUCAGACGACCAUAUUAUACCUCCUGGUUUCUUCCUGCUUUGCUUAGGCCACGUGUGCUCCCUAAAACCCCAGAUGUGCACAUGGUUUUUAUAGACUCUUUAAAGAGAGCUGAUAAAAUACCAUCAAACUUGUACUCCACAUACAUACAAGCUUGUUGUGCUAUGAAAGAGAAAAUCUUACAAGAUGAAUCAAAAGUAGAGACCAGCCAUUCCAAAGAGCCUGUUGAGCAGCUGAAGGCUGAACUGGCUGAGCUACGGGUGCUGAUUGUGGACCAGACUAAAUAUGAAGAUGUGCCAGCACAGAUUGCAGUGAUAUCUGACAGACUCUCAAGUGUCUUGGGUCACAGCAGUGAUGAAAAUGAAGCUGCUGCUUUGAAUUCUCAAAUCCGUGUUAGCAUUUUGGCACCUGACCUGGAACCCUGCCAUCAGAGUGUUGUUGAUCUUCUGCUGACAUCAUUCUGCCAAAACCUAAUUGCUGCUUCCUAUUUUAACCCUCCUGACAGGCAAGGAUCGUGUUUGUCCCUGUUUGUCAAGAUGAUGUGUGGACACAGGAAUCUCUUACCUGCCCUUCUGGGCAGGCUCUGCCAGCUUAUUUAUCAUCAGGGUCCUUCCCUCAAUGAUGCUCAUAUUUUAGGACUAGCUGCUUUUGUGAUCCACUUGAGUGAAUACAGAUCUUUAAUUCCUGAAGUGGAAGCCGAUUUGGGGAUUUCUCAGCCUGUUCCUGAAAAGAUCCUUUCCAUCACCGAGUACUGGAACUUUUUGCUAGUGUGCAGGACAGAAGAGUCCUUUGCCUUCUGCAUGAGGUUUUGUACUGCAGCAGUAUCUUAUCUUCUCUGCAAGUUUUCAUCCCUUUCUCAUGAUGAUUUAUGUGCCUUGCUUCCUCCUAGCCUUGUUAAAAAGUUGCAGUACACUGUGCCACGGCUGAACCUGGAAGCUCGAGGAAUCAUGUAUGAGGAGAGUAAAACUGAACUAGUCUGGAGUUCCCUGUCAUGCUCCUCUGUACAUUACAAAAGAGCCAGCCUCUGUUUGUGGAAGCAAGCACGCUUUCAAGAGCUCUUGAAGGAGAAAGCAUUCCAGUUAUCUUUCAGAGAGUGGCUGCUGCUGGAGCUAGGAGUGCACCCUGAAAAGGAUAUUCUUUGUGCUUCAGAAAGACAUGACUUCCAUUAUUGGGCUAUUUAUCAGUGGUAUCUUCCAGCACCUUCUGCUUCUGGAGGCUGUGAUGGAGACCUGGAAAAGGCGUGUGACAUUAUUAUCAAUACCAUUCUGGAUUUCUCACAAAGGGUGGACCUGGGUAGCUAUGGCCAGUUGAAGAUGUCUGUCAAUCCUGAUAUUCUCUGCAAGUUACAGGAAAUGGUGCUUGAGUUGGGGUGUAGGAGAAAGUUGCUUUCUGGCUGCUUGGAUGCCAGGAGACACUUCCUGUUUAGGGCUUUCCAGGAAAGAUUAAAAGACAGAGAACAUGGUUCUGCUCUGGGUGAACAGUUAUGGAGGCAACAGGAGCUGCUGCUACAGAGAAGGAUUCUGGUAGGGCUCCCUGCAUCUGCUCUGAUCCUGACUCAUCGAAAAGGAAAGAAAAUAAUGUUGGACUGUGAAGAUUUCUUUCAUUUUGUAAACUCGGAGCUGAAAAACGUCUGUUCCAGAGGAUAUGCGCUCUCCUAUGAUAUCACCGCUCACUUCUUCAGGGGCCUGCUGAACGCCAGCUUGGACUGUGAAGAAUCAGCAGAGGGGAUCAAUGAUGUUCUGACAACAUGUCAAACCAAGUGCCCCAUUGUCCUUUUCUCUGCGGCGCUGUGGUGGCCAAGGCUGGAGCCCGUACUUUGUUCUCAGUGGAAGAGACUCUUUGGAGUGCCACUUGCAGAAGAACUGGAGAGGCUGAGGGGAUGCUGGUGCUCAGCUGCAAGCUUCCUUUCUUCAGAAGCAGUUUUCCCUGUCUCUGGCCCACCCUGGAUUUCUGCUGCCUUCCUCCAUGUUACUGUUCAACAGCAGUCAGCACGUGGAAGAGGGAGAGAUGCACUGAAGAGGCUGGGGACUGAUACAGAGCAGCUUCUGGUUUCUCUGCUCUUCUUCUCACUCAUGGAUCUCAUCUCUGCAAAAAUAGCACCAAAGGAAGGAGUGGAUUUUCAGAAGUCUCUGGAAUGGUCCCUGGAGAUCUUGCGCUGCCUGGAAGAGAGAGGCAUGUCCUGGCCGCUUCUCUUUCAUUCGGUAGAAAAAGUCCCUAGAAAAUACUGUAUUCUGCGCAGUGCAGCAUCGGACCAUCACAUCCGGCUCUUGCCUAUUGCUUUCUACAGCCUCACCCCCUGCUUUCACCAAGAGCUGUUCACUAGAGAGCAAACCUUCCUCUAUGUGGCACUCGAUUUGUAUAUCCAGCUGUUGCAGCUCUUUGUGGAAGGGGAAGAUCUGCCACAAAGCCCAGGCCCUGCAGAGCAUGGGAAUUCCUUAGAAUUGAUCACCAAGGCCCGUCAGUUCCUGCUUGGUGCAAUUCCACACUGCCCCCAAAAAAGCUUUGGAAACAUACAACUGUUACUGGACACCUGUGAAAGAUUUGACCCGGAGAUGAAAGCCGCCCUUCUGCACUUCUCAAGGCCUGCCACAGCGAUGGAUCUGGAGGGAGAGCUGGUGUUGUUCUGAGUGACUGUGGCCACCAACACUGUAGUGGAGAAAGAAAACUAAGCAGAAGACACUGACUGUAUGGACAUCACUAGGGAUGGAGGGACAGACAAGCUGCUACCUUUCUCACUAGUGCUGCUUCAUUCAGAUUACUUUGUAAAUAAUUUAUUACAAGCAUAACCAUGAAGCUCUUGUUACAAUAAAAAGUAGGUUACAAAUUUCA